AGUUUACAGGUCCAGGUGUAACUGAUGUGAAUUCCUGGGUAUUGAAGGUCCACAGACUGUGACAAAACCAACCAUCCUCUCUUUUUCUCCUGCUCAGUGUUUCAGUUAAGGCGUCACUCUAUGAUUGUGUGAGGUCGUAGCCGAUCAGCAGCAGUGUCAGGACCAGAGGAGAGUGUACCAGUAGGAAGACCAUGGACCUUAGAUUCAGAAGGCUGUUGCUUCUCACCAGGGCAGCUCUUCAUCUCCUGCUGCUGGCCAGACUGGUGCUGCCUUCUCAUUCAGAAAGCAUGCCCAACUUCAUCAAGUCCCCUGAUGAUCAGACAGGGAUUUCGGGAGGAGUGGCGUCGUUCGUAUGCCAGGCAGUGGGUGAGCCCAAACCUCGCAUCACCUGGAUGAAGAAGGGGAAAAAAGUCAGCUCUCAGCGCUUUGAGGUGAUUGAGUUUGAUGACGGCUCUGGCUCGGUGCUGCGUAUUCAGCCUUUGAGGACCCACCGCGACGAAGCCAUCUAUGAAUGCACAGCCACCAACAGUGUGGGAGAGAUCAACACCAGCGCCAAGCUCACUGUCUUAGAAGAGGACCAGAUCCCUCAUGGUUUCCCCACCAUAGACAUGGGGCCCCAGCUGAAGGUUGUGGAGAGAACGCGUACAGCUACCAUGCUAUGUGCAGCCAGCGGCAACCCUGACCCAGAGAUUUACUGGUUCAAAGACUUCCUACCUGUGGACAUCAGCAGCAGCAACGGACGCAUAAAACAGCUGCGUUCAGGAGCGCUUCAGAUUGAGAACAGCGAGGAGUCAGACCAGGGCAAGUACGAGUGUGUGGCAGUCAACAGCGCAGGGACUCGCUACUCUGCUCCAGCUAACCUUUAUGUUCGAGUUCGUCGUGUGCCUCCCCGUUUCUCCAUCCCCCCAACCAAUCAUGAGGUGAUGCCCGGUGGCAGCGUCAACCUGACCUGCGUUGCGGUUGGUGCUCCCAUGCCUUAUGUCAAGUGGAUUAGUGGCGAAGUGGAGCUGACUCGGGAGGAGGAGAUGCCUAUUGGCCGCAACGUCCUGGAGCUCACUAACAUCCGGCAGUCCACCAACUACACCUGUGUGGCCAUAUCCUCCCUGGGCAUGAUUGAGACCACAGCCCAGAUCACUGUCAAAGCCCUGCCCAAGCAGCCCACUUCCCUCAUUGUGACAGAAACCACGGCCACUAGUGUCACCUUGACCUGGGAUUCUGGCAACCCAGAACCGGUGUCCUACUAUGUGAUCCAGUAUCGCAGCAAACUGUCUGACAACGGCUUCCAGGAAGUAGAUGGAGUAGCUACAACACGAUACAGUAUCGGCGGCCUUAGCCCCUUCUCUGAAUAUGACUUUCGUGUCAUGGCUGUCAACAAUGUCGGCCGUGGGCCCCCCAGCAGUAACGUGGACACCCGUACAAGCGAGCAGGCACCGUCAUCACCUCCUCUUCAUGUCCAGGCACGCAUGCUAAGCUCCAGCACCAUGCUUGUCCAGUGGGAACCUCCAGAGGAGCCCAAUGGCCAAAUCCAGGGAUACCGGGUCUACUACAGCUCCAAGCAUGACGCCCCACUCAGUGCCUGGCAGAAGCACAACACAGAUGACAGCCAGCUCACCACCAUCUCAGGUCUCACCCCAGAUAUCACUUACAGCCUGAGGGUGCUGGGCUUCACCUCUGUGGGAGACGGGCCUCCCUCUGAUGUUCUGCAGAUCAAGACCCAGCAGGGAGUUCCAGGUCAGUUGUCUGGUUUCGAGGCAGAGGCCGAGCUGGACACACGUGUGAUGUUGUCAUGGCUUUGGCCUGUCCAGGACCCCAUCAUUAGCUUUGAACUGCUCUACUGGGUGGCCAACAAUCCCACAGACAAGCAUCGUGUCAUUUUCGACCCAGCAGGCUCCUAUGCAGUUGAUGGUCUAAAGCCAGAUACAGUCUACAUGUUUUCCCUGGCAGCAAGAUCUGACAUGGGUUUAGGAGUCUUUACUCAGCCUAUUGAGGCUAGGACUGCCCAAUCAACCCCUUCAGCCCCUCCCCAGGAGGUACACUUGCUCAGUCUCAGCUCCACCAGCAUCAAGGUGAGUUGGGUGGCACUGCCCAAAGACAGCCAUCAUGGGGAGAUAGUGCGCUACUCCUUAGCCUACCAAGCACUCACAGGGGACAAUGUGGAGUGCCACCAGGUGACAGGGAUUGGUGCUGAUGUCACCAGCUAUGUGCUAGAGGAGCUGGAGAAGUGGACUGAGUAUUUGGUGUGGGUGAGGGCUCACACUGACGUCGGGCCCAGCCCCGAGAGCCUCACAGCCCGCAUCAGAACCAAGGAAGAUGUGCCUGGAGCUCCUCCAAGGAAGGUGGAGGCAGAUGUCCUCAACUCCACUGCCCUCAGGGUGACCUGGAAGUCUCCCCUGUCUGUGAAGCAACAUGGCCAGAUCAGAGGCUACCAGCUGGUCUACUCCAGGCUAGAGAACGGGGAGCCUCAUGGCCAGCCGGUCAUCAUGGAUGUUUCCAUCCCUGAAGCCCAGGAGGCCAUUAUAACUGGUCUGCUCCCAGAGACCACCUACUCUGUGACUGUUGCUGCUUAUACCACCAAGGGCGAUGGGGCUCGCAGCAAAGCCAAGGUGGUCACAACCUCAGGAGCAGUGCCUGGUAAGCCCACUAUGAUGAUCAGCACCACCAUAGGGAAUACUGCCCUGAUUCAGUGGCAGCCCCCUAAAGAGAUGGUGGGGGAGCAUGUAGGAUACCAGCUGCAGUACAAGAGAGCAGAGGAGGAAGCUUUCAUUAUCAAAGACUUCAGACAGACAGAUGAUCAUUUCACAGUCACCGGUCUCCACAAGGGCGCCACCUACAUCUUCAAACUGUGCGCCAAAAACCGAGCAGGCAACGGAGAAGAGUAUGUGAAAGAGAUAAGCACUCCAGAAGACAUUCCCAGCAGCUACCCCCAGAAUCUGAGUGUGGAAGGCCUGACCGCCACCUCCACCAAGCUGGCCUGGGACCCCCCUCCUCUGGCCGAGAGGAACGGGAAGAUUGUCAAGUAUGUGGUGGUGUUUCGAGAUAUCAAUAACCAGCACAACAACACCAACAGUACCACAGAAACACACAUGACCAUCCAAGGUUUGCAACCUGACACUACCUACGACAUCAGGGUCCAAGCUUUCACCAGCAAAGGGGGAGGACCCAUCAGCCCCAGCAUUCAGAGUAGAACCAUGUCCACCUCCAUGCCAGUUUUCACCAAGAACUUUGGUGUGAAGGCUGUGAUGAAAACUUCUGUCCUGCUGACCUGGGAAGUUCCAGAAACCUACAAAUCUCAAGUACCUCUCAAGAUCCUGUACAACCAGCAGAGUGUGGAGGUUCAAGGCAACCUGAAGAGGAAGUUGAUCACACAGCUGCAGCCAGAUACUGAUUAUUCCUUCGUGCUGAUGAGCCGGGGGAACAGUGCCGGGGGCCUCCAGCAGCAGGUUUCCAUCCGAACAGCUCCAGACCUUCUGAAGAUGAAACCAGCUCGAUUACAACACGAUGUGGAGGAGGGUGGUAAAGUGACCAUCAGUCUGCCCAGGGUCCCUGCUGGAGCCUCCAUCAGGUGGUUCUACAUAGUGGUUGUCCCUGUCACUCCGGCUUCUCUGAGAAGAUGGGAGAAUCCUGAAGACAUGGAUGUGUAUGAGCUCCUGGAGGCUGGUGCUGACAGCAGUCUGCAGAGAAAGAAGAGACAGAGCCAGGAUUUCAUGCAGCCCUACAUCGCUGCCAAGAUGGAUGCUCUGCCUGAGAUCUUUACUCUGGGUGAUGAGAAGAAAUACAAUGGAUACUACAACAAACCCCUCCCUGGCCAGCAGCAGUAUCGCUGCUUUGUUCUAGCUGACCUGGUGGACCACGAGUCUCAGAGGAUGUUUGCGGCCAGCCCGUUCUCUGAGCCCAUCACGGUGAAGCUCCAUAGUGGGAUGACCCGACAAACUGAGGACCCAGAGAUGCUUUGGGUUAUGGGUCCAGUGCUGGCUGUCAUUCUCAUCAUCAUCAUAGUUAUUGCUAUUCUUCUCUUCAAGAGGAAACGAACAUCUCCAGCCAAGGACGAGCACAUGGCGGGGGUCAAGGACUCUCUGCUUGCCCACUCCUCAGACCCUGUGGAGAUGAGGAGACUCAACUAUCAGACACAAGGUUCCAGUGCCCUCAGCUGCCCAAACACUCCAAGGAUGAGGGAGCAUCCUCCCAUUGCAAUCUGUGACCUGGCAGACCAUAUAGAGAGACUAAAGGCCAAUGAUAGUCUGCGCUUCUCUCAGGAAUAUGAGUCUAUUGAUCCAGGUCAGCAGUUCACCUGGGAGCACUCCAACCUGGAGGUCAACAAGCCAAAGAACCGCUAUGCAAAUGUUAUUGCCUACGACCACUCCAGGGUCAUCCUCACACCUGUGGAUGGAGUUCCAGGUAGCGACUACAUCAACGCCAACUACAUUGAUGGCUACAGGAAGCAGAAUGCUUACAUUGCCACACAGGGGCCGCUGCCGGAGACACUGAGUGACUUCUGGAGGAUGGUGUGGGAGCAGAGGACCUGCACCAUCGUUAUGAUGACCCGCCUAGAGGAGAAGUCACGGGUGAAGUGUGACCAGUACUGGCCCAGUCGAGGCACAGAGACAUAUGGGAUGAUUCAGGUGACCAUGCUGGACACUGUGGAGCUGGCUACGUACACAGUACGCACAUUUGCCCUCUAUAAGAAUGGCUCAAGUGAGAAGAGAGAAGUUCGACAGUUCCAGUUCAUGGCCUGGCCUGAUCAUGGAGUGCCUGAGUAUCCCACCCCAACACUGGCCUUUCUACGCAGGGUCAAGGCCUGUAAUCCUCCAGACGCUGGACCCAUGGUGGUCCACUGCAGUGCUGGUGUGGGCCGGACAGGCUGCUUCAUUGUGAUCGAAGCCAUGCUGGAGAGGAUGAAACAUGAGAAGUCGGUGGAUAUAUACGGUCACGUGACGUGUAUGCGAGCUCAGAGGAACUACAUGGUGCAGACAGAGGAUCAGUACGUAUUCAUCCAUGAGGCCCUGCUGGAAGCUGCAACAUGUGGCAACACUGAAGUCCCAGCCAGAAACCUGUAUGCCCACAUCCAGAAGCUCACCCAAAUCCCUUCUGGAGAGACUGUCAGCGCCAUGGAACUGGAGUUUAAGAAACUGGCAAACUCUAAAGCACAUACCUCAAGAUUCAUCAGUGCCAACUUGCCGUGUAACAAAUUCAAGAACCGUCUGGUAAACAUCCUGCCUUUUGAAUCCACCCGAGUCUGCCUGCAGCCAAUCAGAGGGGUGGAGGGCUCCGACUACAUCAAUGCCAGCUUCAUCGACGGAUACAGGCAGCAGAAAGCAUACAUGGCCACCCAGGGCCCGUUAGCCGAGACCACAGAGGACUUCUGGAGAAUGCUGUGGGAACACAACUCCACCAUUGUGGUCAUGCUCACCAAACUCCGCGAGAUGGGACGGGAAAAGUGCCAUCAGUACUGGCCUGCUGAGCGCUCAGCACGCUACCAGUACUUUGUUGUGGACCCUAUGGCUGAGUACAACAUGCCUCAGUACAUCCUGAGAGAAUUCAAAGUCACAGAUGCCAGGGAUGGUCAGUCAAGGACCAUCAGGCAGUUUCAGUUCACUGACUGGCCAGAGCAAGGAGUGCCAAAAACUGGAGAGGGAUUCAUCGAUUUCAUCGGCCAAGUGCAUAAAACUAAGGAGCAAUUUGGACAAGAUGGACCAAUCACUGUGCACUGCAGUGCUGGUGUUGGGAGGGCUGGUGUGUUCAUCACCCUGAGCAUAGUCCUGGAGAGGAUGAGGUAUGAGGGAGUGGUCGACCUCUUCCAGACCGUCAAGACGCUCCGAACUCAGAGGCCAGCCAUGGUGCAGACAGAGGACCAGUACCAACUGUGCUACCGGGCUGCUUUGGAGUACCUGGGAAGCUUUGAUCACUAUGCAACAUAACCCCAUACAAAAAGACACCCUCAGAAGAGUUUGGUGUCUCCUUCGAGCCAUAUCCACUCAGCUCCAUCAGUCCGUGCGGCCUGAUGAGGAGGCUACGAGGAGGACUGAGGAGAAGGUGACCACAGCAGGAAACGGGAGAUUACGGAAAGAAAGGAGAUGGGACUAGACAACCUUCUCCUUGACUGGUGCCAUGAUUUUACCACAGAACCUCCUCAAAACCAACCCUGAAAGACUUGUAGUCAUGCCUCAUUCUGAUUCUUGACCUAAUAUCCCAGUCAUUCCCCAAUGUCUGCCUCCUCCUAAUAGCAAAAACUAAUUUUCUGCUAUUUUCAUUUAUAUUCAUCUUUACUAUAUUUGUUAUGAAUAUUUAAAAUUCAUUUUGUAAUCACUUACACCACUUAUUGUAUGUCUUAUUUGCUUAUCUUAUUAUUAGCACAAAGGACAUGUAUUUUCAGCACACGUGUUAUUAAUACUGGAGAGUAUAUACUCACAGCUGCUAAUAAUUUUAUUUUGUACCAUAGAUACGAUAUUAUAAUGUUAUCAUUACUCAGUUUAUUUGAUAUGGGAGGAAAUGUGGGUUUGACUUCCUGUCUUCACAUAACAGAAUGAUGAUCUGCCAAAUAGAUCAAAUAAACAGAUAACAUUUGUGAACUACAGAAUGAAACAAACAUGCGAGGAUUAUUCAGAUUUGAACAACUGGUAGCAUGUACAGAGUUUCUUGUCAAUAAUCAUUGACAAAUUUUCUCAAAGCUUUCAGACAUCAACCCAACAAAAGAAAUAUAAUGCUGUUGGAAAGGUUGUGUGCACCAUAGGUUUCACAUCCCCUUUUAAGGUGAACUCAGGUAGGCUACACACAGACAGAUUGUGAGAUUUUUUGUGAAAUAAGUGUGAUGACAAAUGCUGAUCACAUGCUCCAUGCAUGAAAAAGAAAGGAAAUCUAUUAAGACUCCAGAGGCAGAACUCCUAUCACCCCAAUUUAUGACAAGAUGUUUUCUACUGAGCACGUUACAUUCAUGCUCAACCUUAAAGGAUAAGGCAGGCUUAACAAGUCCCAUGAACACACCAAAACCAACAAUGUGGUAGUCCGCCUCUCAGUACUUUAUGACUUCCCUACCCUGUCUGUGGCUCUCGGCCUCAAGCCCAUUGGUUUACUUUUUUUUUUAAAGAUCAGAAAUGGCACUAGCUUUUAGCAAACUUUACUCAAACAGUAGGCAAUAGUUUGUUGGGGACAAUUUUCAGCUGACAGUUUCAUUUUUUGGACAACAAUGGAGGUCUAUGGCACAGAGGUAGAUCCAUCAGGUUGUGACACAAUACUUUGGGUUUGGGUCUGCACAUGGGAUUUCUUGACACAGGAAAAAAUGUGAAUAUUAUCAAUAUCAUUUACAUUUAACAAACUUUAAAUGUAUGCUUCUUGAUUUUGUUAUUACAGCAAUCAACACCGUAAAAUGUUUGACCUGUUGCUGUUUUUAAUCCCAACACAGUUCACAGCUGAAUUUUAGAGCAUUAACAGUGUGUGGACACUAGGCCUAUUAGAUCAUCUGGGAAAAAAAAUCAGUAGGCUACAAUUAACAAAAUCACAUAACAUUUUUUUCACUUACCCUUAGGUUGCUCUCAGCCAGCCAGAUUUUUUUAAGGACAGAAUUGUGGUUCGCUGAACAUAUGUUUCACUUCUUCUAACAUGUAAUCUGGGUUUUGGUGCUCUUACUCAUUUCACAAAAUUUCCAGGCAUUGUGUUGAUACAAAAAUAGCCCAUUUGUGAUUAAGCAAAUUGAGUAUGGACAGUUCACCAUCACAUCAUGCACCACAGGACUGCACCCAACCUGACUCUGACAUCACAGAGGGAUGUGAUUUAAUGAUCCCCCACACUUUUCUGACUUUCUUGCUCAUCUUAUGCCCUGCACUUUUCUGUUUGCAAACAUGGCUUUACAUAGACAGGACACACAAGCAGAUACGCUGGAUCACAUAAUAUAUUACAGCUCAACUAUUUUAUCACUGUGUUGUAGACAGACAGACAAGUAACUGAGAGAGCAGCAUCAGUGUUCAGUGGUGGCUCUUCAUUGGAAGAGAUGACAAAGUGAGGUGGUUUUGGAUGAACUGGACUGUAUAAUGGAUUCAUUUCACAGAGUUGUGCUGUAGGGGUCCCAUCUGUUGUAUACACAAUCUGUUUUCUAUUUGUUAAUAAAAAGCAGAGAAAAUGUCUUGACUGCCUUGAUGUUAAUAAAGUUGAAUAAUUGGG
Molecule: messenger RNA, 8151 nt
Organism: Micropterus salmoides (largemouth bass)
Lineage: Eukaryota; Metazoa; Chordata; Actinopteri; Centrarchiformes; Centrarchidae
Gene: ptprfa
Product: protein tyrosine phosphatase receptor type Fa
Exons: 33
Coding region: 192-5915 (1907 amino acids)
Biological process (GO): protein dephosphorylation
Molecular function (GO): protein binding; protein tyrosine phosphatase activity
Source: RefSeq, a predicted model, not a curated record